This is a messenger RNA of Lottia gigantea (owl limpet), 1766 nucleotides long. RefSeq lists its product as hypothetical. NCBI's taxonomy places the organism in Eukaryota, Metazoa, Mollusca, Gastropoda, Lottiidae. Gene Ontology annotation, molecular function: protein binding. The record is from RefSeq and is a predicted model, not a curated record. The coding region runs from base 64 to 1350 and encodes 428 amino acids. The transcript has 9 exons.
AAAAAAGAAACUCAAGAUGGCGAUAAAUUUGAAAAAAAUCUGAAAAAUUGUAUAAAAGGCAAGAUGGAGAUACAAAAAUUACCAAAGGAAUUGCAGUUUUAUAUUUUAAGUAAAUGUGAUGGUGAUUCUUUAAUCAACUCUGGUAAAGUUUGUACAUUAUGGUUGGAAAUUAUUGACGUCCUGGAAAAGUCUUUCCACAUCUGGACAGGAAAAUGUUUGAAUGAAAUUCCUAGAAGAUAUUUGGUUCAGUUAACAGGAAUACCAGAAUUGUUAGAUAAAAGAAAUGAUAGCUAUUGUAAAGAUGUACCCUGGACUUUUUGGAAGGAUGUUUAUUUUGAUUAUAAUCGGAUGUCAGUUGUCAGAGACUGGAUACCAGAAAGAAAGGUUGUCAUGAUGCCUUCUCAGCUAAAUACCUGUACAGCUCUCAGAUCGCGAGACAAUAUAUUAGUAUCAGGUCAUAUUGAUGGUAAUGUUGUAUUGUGGAAGGAUGAGGUAGAACCAGGCCGUUUUAAACUUCUUACUCGACACAGAAGUCAUGUGACUGCAGUUGACAUGCUCAAUACAGUUGAAAGUAUGAAGGAAGUAGGAGAAUGGGUUGAUGGGUAUACUGUUGUGUCCGUUUCCAGAGAUUCUAGUAUCCACGUAUCCAACCCUCUUUCUGACUCAGUUAAAAAUAUAACUCUCUACAGGGGCUCUGUCAAUAAUCUUAGUUGUUGGGGUAGUAAGUUUGUGGUAGCAGCAGAAUCCUCUAUUUUAAACGGACAGCCAGUGUGGAAAGUUGAUCACGAUAAAACAGUGAAUGUCCUACACGAGCUGUAUGGUCACGAGGAAUCUUGUAUCAGUGCUGCCACCUGUUGGAAUGAUCAGAUAAUAUCGGGAGAUGUAAUAGGUAAUUUAUACCAGUGGAAACUAAACUCUACAACAAGACAGCAAUGCAGACCUGUAAUUGUAGCUAAAUUUUCUGAAAGUUACACAAAACAGAUUUAUUUUGAUGGUUAUAUUUUAUUAUGUUUAUUAGGAGAUGGUAGUAUUUGUUGGAGAGUUGGAAAUCAGAAAUUUCAGACAACACCAAAUAAAACAGAGCUGGAAAUUUUCUCUGCUACUCCAACAUGUCUAGCUUGUAGAGCCAGAUUAUUGGUAGUUGGCCUCAAUUCAGGCAAUGUAUUGGUGUAUUACAUAGCUACUGAGGAAUCAUGGUUGACGUUCAAUCCUGCGGUGCCGACCUGUCGAUUCAGAGCGUGUAGUGACAGUAUAAACUGUAUUGAUGUCUGCCAUGAUGGUAACACACCAGUUAUUGUUGUCAGCUCAACUAACGAAGGCAUUUCUCGAUUUACAUUCAGACCACCGUGAUGCUAAUCUAAGGGACGUCUAUCUGAGUCAUGCCGGUUUUAGUGCUGUCUGUGUGAGUGAUGCAUAUUUCAAUGAUCUUGUGUGAGUAAGGCUGUUCGAUUGAUGUCUGUCUUAGUGAUGCCUGUAAAGGUUACGUCUUUCUGAGUGAUGUUUGUUUGAAUGUCAGUCUGGGUGAUGUCUGUUUUAUUAAGAGUCUGCUUGGGUGAUGACUAAAAGAUGUCUGAGUGAUGUCUGUUUGAAUGUCAGUCUGAGUGAUGUCUGAGUGACACUUGUUUUAGUGCUGUGCAAUGGAAUUUUGGGCACAUCAAUUGACACAAGUCAUGUAUCUUCUUACAGCUUUUAGUGGUUAUUAUUUUCUGUUCUGUUUGGUUUCUUGUUUGUAUCAGCAUUUUUCAAGAAAAAAAGCAUUUUGUUAU